This is a messenger RNA of Paramecium sonneborni, 8668 nucleotides long. The record is from the annotation of a GenBank genome assembly. NCBI's taxonomy places the organism in Eukaryota, Ciliophora, Oligohymenophorea, Peniculida, Parameciidae.
AUGGCCAUUUGGUUUUACUUAGUUCUUUAAAUGAUUUUUAAUUAGAUCUUGUCUUAAAUGAUAUAGUUGAAUCCAUAUUACUAAUUCUAUUAAUAAGAAUUUGAAUUUAAAGAUGAUGAUUUUAACGAAAAUGAUUGCUUUAUCUAUGGAAUAUGGUCUAAAUAUAAUCCUCUAAGCAUUAUUUCUUAAGUUGGUUCUAUAGGAUUGUUUGACAGCAACUAUUACCAUAUACAUAAUAUAGUUGGCAAAUCCUCUCAAAAUUUGAAUCUUAUAUAUUAUGAUUACUUAGAAUAUAACUCUUAAACAAUUUAGAAGACAGUUGAAUUUAUGAAUGAGAAUGAUAAAAUAUUCAAAUUUGAAAUUAGUAUAGAUGCUUUUCAAUAUGAAAACAUUUGGUAUUUUUUAGAAAUUAUUGAAUGGCCUGCGUAAUAUCGAUUUGAAAUCAUAAUAAUUUAGGAAAAUAAAAUUCGAGUUCAUGAAAUUAAAUAAAUAAAAAUGCCUUUCAGAGAUACAAAGAUAGUGUUAAGAUUUGGAGGGGAUUUGGUAGUAACAAAUUCAUAAAUACCUAUACCAUCUACAAAAACAAUUUAAAAGUUUACGUAUUUUCCCGGCUUUAUUAUGAUAUAAAAGUUAGCCAUAAAAAAGUUAAAAUUUGAUAUUGAUUUGAUUGCAUUAGCUACAAACGAUUAUAAUAUUUAUGGAAAAUGUUAUUGUAAAGUGACUGAAAACUUUUAAAUAGAGGACUUUCAAAUUAAUAAAUUGGAUAAGAAAAUUUAUAUUUCAUAAAAUACAAAUUGUGAUUCCUUUAUUUUAUCAGGAUGGUUUAAGAUUAAUGAUAUUAUUUCAUCUGCUAAUGAGUUUGUCUAUAAAUUAAUUAUGUUAUCAGCGAAUUUUGAAAACUCUCUUUCCAAUAAAAAUCUAUAACCUUUUUAAAUGAGCUAUUAUCUAUCGUCUAAUGAGAAUAAAAUAUUGGUAACAACAUAUAGUUAUGCUUUUCCAGUUAUUUCUAUUGAUUUUUCAGAUGAUCCUUUUAUUAUAUAAAAAGAGCUUUUAAUUAAGAAUUCUAUAAAAGUAUGGCAUAAUGUUUUUGUUAAUUUAUAAUAGGAUUUAUUGAAAAUUGUAGUUAAAUUUUAUGAUAAAGAUAACAUAUAUGAGUAUAAUGUUUAAUUUAAUGUUAAAUAAUUUCAUAUAAUUCAACUUAAAUUAUAAUAUGGGAAUCUACUUUAAUCCGCUCCAAACUAUUUAAACAUAGAUGUGAAAAACUUAGUAUUAUAGAAUUGUGAUCAAUUAUUUUAAUAGCAAAAUUGCCAUUAUAGUUGUUAAGAUUGUGAUGGCCCAACAAUGUAUAAUUGUUUAUCUUGUUCAGAGGAAUCAUAAAGAAUCUAUAUACCUGAAUAAAAAGUGUGUGUAUGUCCAUAUAAUUCUGUUGAUGAAAAAACGUGUUAAACUUACCUUGAUUCAAACUUUGAAUUAAUACUAGGAGAAAAAUAAGAUGAUAACCUUUGUUAAUAUGGAUAUUUUGAAUAUGAAGGAGAAUGUUUCAUGUGGUAAAUUGUUAUUUUUAAAUUAUUUUAGUCCUUCAAUGAUAAGAGAAAAUAAAAUUAGUUGUUUAUAAUGCUUAAAUAAUCCAAAGGAAUGGUAUAAAAAGCCUUACUGUUAUUAAGAUCUUUACUUUGAUAAUUAAGGAGGUACUCAAUAAUUAAUCUAUUAAUAAACUUCAUAUUUUUUACUAGAUGGAACUGAAGUCACUUUAUGCUUAUUUUGCUUUGAAAAUAAUUUCUUAAGCCUAGAAGAUUAGUAUUUAGAUUAUUUGUAUCACAAUUUAAAUUUUAAAUCUUUUUGUCAAGACACUUCUAAUUAGAUAAACUUUAAUUGUUAUAAAUGUUUAAUUUAAUCAUGCAAAAAAUGCUAUUUAUCUAUUCAAGGUCAUCGAUGUCUUAAAUGUUAUUAUACACAUGUAUUGAUUAAUGAUGAAUGUAUAAGAAAAGAUUAGCCUAGUUUAUCAACUUAUUGUGAUUUUCCUUUAUAUUUAAAUUCUAAGAAAAAAUGUUCUUAAUGUCCAAUAAAUAAUUGCAAAUAUUGUUUUGAAUACUAACCUAAUAAUCUUUAUAAAAAUACAUUGUAUAAAAAUUUUGAGAUAUUUAAUGAUGAUGAAGAAGAAGAAGUUAAAGUUGGAUGUGCACUUUGUGAAGAAAACUUUAUAUUUAAUUUUAAUACAGGUGAAUGUAUUGAUCAGAAACCUUAAAUUGAAAAUUGUUUAAGAUCCUUUAUUAAUUAUAAUGAUAAGGAAAUUUGUACAUUAUCUUAAAUUGAUGAUUUCAAUAUCGCCCCAGAGAUUAUAAAUUGUUAAAAGUAUUUAAAUAAUUGCAUAUAAUGUUUGUUAUCGGCUGAAUCAACACUAAAAUGCAUCAUAUGUUAAGAAGGUUACACAAGUUCUAUAAUAAAUGGAGAUUGUUAUAAAAACGAAUUAACAAAUUCUAAAAUUGUUAUUGAAGGUGAUUUAAAUUUAAAAGAUGGUUGGGUUCAAAGAAUUCAAAGUUUUAUGAUGCAAUAUUUACCAAACAAAUAUUUUUAUCCUAAAUCAGAAUUUAACUCAUAAAUUUAAGCAAUGAUCGUAGAAUGCUAUUCAGAUUAUAAAUAUUUUUUAAAUUUAAAAUGUGAAAAAUUUUGUGAACCUUCAUGUUUAUAAUGUUCAAUUAAUGCUGAUGGACCUUAUUGUUAAAGAUGUCCUUUAAAUUAUCAUUAAUAACCUAUUCGAGAUCUAGAAAAUGGAUAAUGUUCAGAAUGUUCAUAAUUAUGCUAAAUUUGCUAUAGUAGAACUCCUGAAGAAAUUUAAGUAAUUUAUAAUUCUUAUCAAAAAUUAGAAUUUAUAACCUAGUUUUGUCUUAAAUGAAACCAAUAAAAUGUUUACAAAAAAAUGUUUGAAACCUAUUAAUACUCCUAACAUUAUUUAUGAUUCCUAUUCACAAACAACUAAAUAUUGCUUUUAAUCUAAUUGUCUUAAUUAAAUUAAGUAUCAUGUGAAAAUUACUUAUUGCGGAGGUUACUUUGUAUUUUGGCCAUUUGGUUUCGACUAUGGUAUCAAUAUAAAGUAUUGUAAUCAAAUGGGAAUAGAUGCAAUAACAAUUGUUAUUCAAUUUUAAAUUUUUGAAUAAUUUUGCGGAAUUAGAAAUGUUUUAUCUAUUUCAAAUUUCUUAAAGUCAAAGAUAUUUUCACUUCGCAAUAUGUAUUUUUUAAUGACUUCUGUUGAUAAUAUAAUAUUGAGUACUCUCUAUUCGAUUGAGAUUAGUUAUUUUGAUAAAAUAGAAUUUUAAAAUUUAGCCAUUUAAUUUAGAAAUUCACAAUAAUUUAUCAUAAAGAAUAAUAAUAGUAAAGUGGAUUUAAAAUUAAUUAAUUUUGCUUUUAAUUCAUGCAAUAUUACAAGUGUUCAAUCUUUGUUUUAAAAUGAAUUAUUUGGUAAUAUUGUAUCCAAUAAUUUUUCCAUUUAUAAUUCCAUCUUUAUUAAUUCUUCAAUUCUAAAUUUAGAUGUAUAUCAAUAAAAUGGAUUAAUUACAAUUAAUAAACUACUGAUUUAAGGAUGUUUUUUCGAAGACUCCAACUUAUUUUAAUUUGGAAACAACAAAUUUGAUAUUUUAAUUGAGGAGUUAAUUAUAGAAUAAUGUGAAUUUUAGAAUUCUUCAAUUUUUAUGUUUUUUAACAACCUAAGAGAUAUAACAUUUUUAAAUAUUUAUAAUUUAAAAAUUCAAAAUAAUGUAUUUAAUCAUUCAUAUUUUAUUAAAAAUGCCAAUUUAGUUUAAAUAAGUUUAACGAAUUUUAACUUUAGCAAGAAUAAUCUAUUUACUUCAAAUUUAAUAUCAUUUAACUAUCAUUUAACUUUAAAUAAUUCCUAUAUAUUUGAAAAUAAUUUUAUUGAAUCAUAAACAUUGAUUUUGCUAUAGAGUCUAAGUUUUUAAGAAGCUAAAAUUAAAAUUACUAAUUUAUUUUUGUAAUAAAAUUCAUUUCAAGAUACCAGUUUUUUGUUCUUAUAUUCAAAUAAAUUAAACAAUUACUUUUUAGAUUUAUCAUUAAUUUACUUAGAAGAUAAUUAUAAAUUAGAUAGUACUAAUAAUGAAAUGGUUCUUUUUGUAAUAUCAUGUGAGUCAUUAAAUAUUUAUAAUACAACUAUUAGAAAUGUUAAUGAUUUGAUAAUUUUCAAAAUAUAUGAAACAAAAAAAAUAUUUAUUUAGAAUAUUUUAUAUGAAAAUAAAAUAUAAAGUAUGAGAGUACCUUUAUAAAUCGGCUGUCAUAAUUUAAUCAAGUAAAAUAAUCAACUUUUCAGAAUAAUUGGAUUCUUUUCAUUAGAAAUUCUUGAUGUUUAAAUAAUAAAAGAGUUUAGUGUUGAUUCAUCAUUUAUAGAUAUAAGUUCAAGUAGAGGAUAUCAAGAAUAGUCAUAAGGAUUAAUUUCUAUUUCGAAUAUUGUAUUUAAAGAGAAUCUACAAUUGUCAAGAGAAUAAAUUAAUUUGAUGUCAUUAUUAAGUAUUCAUGCUGAAAUUGAAUUAACAAUAAAUUUGGAGAAUCUUAAUUUUAUAGAAAACUUUGUGCAUUCUCAAGCAGACAGUUCUUUAAAAAAUGCUGCAAGUUUAAUGUUAAUAACUUCUGCAGUAGGCUCUGUAUCAAUUGUAAACCUAAAAAGUUAAAAUAAUGCAUUUACCAACUCUACAAAUUCUUUUUUUAAUAUAAUUUCUAAUAAGAUUUAUAUGAUUAACUUAACAAUUAUUAAUCAUAAUUUAUUAACUUAGGAAUUAUGGCAAAAGUAUUAUGAUAUUGAUUUAGAUCAUAAUAUUAAUCAAGAAGACUUGAACAUAUUAAUUUUUUAAAUACUAUAAAUUCAAAAUUUUGCAGGUGCAUGCUCUAUAACAGCAUCAAAUUUUUUUUGUUAAAACUGCACUUUUGAAAACAUUCUAGCUCAGAAAAGUAGCAUUUUUGAAAUUAAUACCAUUAACGAAGGAUUAAUUAAAUUAAAUUAAAUCCAAAUUUAAUCUAUUUAAAAUGUUAUCUAAUUAAUUACAAAUAGUUCAGGUUGCAUAAGUAUAAAUGCUUAAAAUAGUUUAUUAAAUCUUCAUAUAACAAAUUCACUGUUUUCAAAUGUUUUAAAUAGAAUGGCAGCUUCUAUACUAUCAAUAAUUUCCUCAUAAAUUCAAAAUUAAAUUUCAUUUUAAAAUAUUCAGAUUUUAAAUUGUAUUUCUCUUAUGAAUUAGUUUUUUUAUGUGCAAUUUUCUCCAAAAAAUUUACGUAAUAACUUUUUAAUUCUGUAAAAUUUAUUGAUCUUUUAAAGUGAAGAUAAAUGGAGAUAAUAUUUCUCAAAUUUAGAAACUUUAAGUGAAGUUGAGAUGGCAGAAAUAAGUGGAUAAAAUAAUGCUGUAAUACAUAUUCAAAACUGUUAAAUUAUUAUAAAAGGACUAGAAAUAGAAGGAUUAUUCAUUUCCCCAAUUAUGAGAUUUAAUAAUGUUUUUAAACUUCUCCUAACUGAUACUUACAUAUAAGAUAUUAAAUUUUUUUAUCCAUGCAAUGUUAUAGUAGUUGAUUAAGGUUUAAAUAUUAAAAAUUUAAUAUCAUUCCAAUAAGUCUAUCUUCUAAGAAUUUCAAUAUUGAAAUCUAGCGAAAUUAUAUAAAAGCUAAAAUAUAAUAAUUAUUAAAUAAAAGAUUGUAAAUUGUUUAAGGAAACCCCAAAAGAUAAUUAAAAAUAGCUGAAUAUUACAUUAUUUUAGUAACAAUUUUCUAAAUUAUAACAAGAAUCUUUGUCGAUAAUUUAGAUAAAAAGUAUCUAAUUUGAAAAUUAGAUUAAAUUAUAUAAAAUCAAAAUAUAGUAGAAUGAUUGUUCUUAUUGUAGUGAUGGUUUAAUCAAUUUUAGAGUAAUCAAUAUCAAUUUUUUUAAAAUAGAAGAUUUUUCAUGUAUUUAAAAUUAAAUUUUGUCAUAUGGAUGCUUAUUAUUUUAUUAAAAAGAAUUAAUCAAUUUUAAGAUAAACAUCAUUAAUUCAAAUUUUUAUAACAAUAUAGGAAGUAUAGGAGUAGGUAUAACAGCGUAUAAUUUAUCAGUAAUGAUUAAAUAAUGUAAAUUAUUUAAAAAUAUUGCCAGCACAUAUGGAGGUGGUUUAUAUCUUGCAUUAAAUAACAAUAGUUUUAUAUUUGAUUAAUCAAUAAUAUUAGAUAAUGAAGCUAAAGAAGCUGGAGGAAUUUACAUAUAUGGAGAAUAAAUUUUAAAUGAAACCAAUUUUAUUAAAACAAUGUUACUUUUUAAUAAAGCUUAAAAUUUUGCAAAUAAUCUAAUUGAAAGCCCAACACAUCUAUCUUUAUGUAUAAAUUAAUUAGAAAUGUAAUCUCAAAUCUUAUAGCUUAAUGGUUAAUAAAUGGAUAAAUUAAAACUUGCUCCUUAUUUAAUAAUUGAACAAGAAAAGUAAUAUUAAACUUAAUAUCUUAUGCUUCCUAGUGGUUAAUCAUUAAUGGAUUAUGAAAUAACUAUACCUUCAAAUUCGAAAACAUUAUUUUAUAUAAAUGAAAUGGGAUUGUAUUUAAAAAAUAGUAGAAAUGAAUAGGUUUUAAACCUUUUCAAUUCAACGUGUAUUCUAUAAUUUGCUAAAUUAAAUAAUGAUAACUCAAUUUAAGAAAGCAAUUAAAAAAUUACAGUAACUUUUAAUUAAUAAAAAAACUUUUUUGAUAUGAGUUCACUUUCUAUAAUUUUAGAUCCUUAUGAUUAAAAUAAUAAACAUCUAUAAAUUGAUGCUACUUGUAAAAUAGAUUAAAUGAAUAAAACAUUGAAUUAUCUUUUAAAUGUUAGAAGUUUGAAGUGUUAACUUGGUGAAUUUUAUACAAAUUAAGGUUGCCAAAAAUGUAAUUCAAAUUAAGGAUUUUAUUCAGUAACAUACGAUACUAAUAAGUGUUCUAUAUUUGAUAAGAAUAAAUUCUUAGAAAUAACAGAAAACAAAAUAAAUUUAUUAAAAGGAUUUUGGAGACCUCAUUAUUUAUCUGACCAUACUAGUUAUUGUUUUAAAAAUCAAAACUUUUGUUAAGGAGGUUGGAACUAUGGAAAUAAAUUGUGUAGCAUUGGACAUUUUGGUGCAUUAUGUGAAGAAUGCGAUAUUUAUAAUAUAAUGGGAUAUGGAGCAUAUUAUAAAACUUUGUAAAAUUUAGAAUGUUAGAUUUGUUAAGAAUAAGUAGAAAAUUUUGUUUCAUUUACUUUAAUUUUCAUGUGGUAUUAUUUAUUCUUAAAUCAUAGGGCUAUUUUUUCCUUAAUAUUAACUUUAAAUAGUUCAGAAAAAUCAAAUUAGAUGUUUGCAUAGCUUAAGUUUAAGGAAAGAUUUAAUAAAAUUUUAUUCAAAUUAAAUUAAGGUAUUUAUAAAGUAAAUUUAGAUCAUGAAAGCAUUCUGAUAAAAAUGUUGUUAAAUUAUUUAUGGAUGUUUUCUCUCAUCUUUACUUUUAAUAUAUAAUUUUCCUUUAAAUUUGUAUUUAUAGAUCAAGCAAGCAAUACAUCAUAUUUUAUGGUUAAUAAUUUGGAUUGUUAUUUAUCAGAAAUAUAAACAAUAGAAUUAAUUUAUUCAAAAAUAUUUACAAUGUUAGUAUUCAUUCUUUUAUAAUUCUUAUUAAUUAUAAUAGGUUUUACAAUUUAUUCUAUUAAAAUUGACUAAAAAUUUAGAUCUAGCAUAAUUUCUAAUACUUUAUUGAUUUUAUAUAUAUUUAAUUUUCCUGGAUUGAUUAAAAUGUAAUUAAUAAAUAUUUUUAGGUUAUGUUCUAUAAUAUCAAAUAGAUGGAUUUCAAAUAUAAAUUAUAUAUAAGGAGAUGUUUCUUUGCUUUUUGGAAGUGACAAUCAUUUGAAAUGGAUGUUUUACUUUGUAAUUCCAAUACUCAUUCUUUUUGGAUGCUUUACUCCUUUGAGCCUCUUUAUCAUUAUGCAUAUUAAGAGGAAAUAAUUAGAUUCAUUAAAACUUAGAAGGCAUCUUUGUUAUCUUUAUAACGAAUAUAAUGAUCACAGUUAUUUCUGGGAAUUGAUUAAAUUAGUUCAAAAAGUUAUAAUGAUACUAAUAUCAACAUCCUUUGAAACUAAUAUUUCAAUUAAAGCAUCUUUAUUUGGAAUUACCUUGUUAUUCUACUAAGCUUUAACAGUAAAAUUUAAGCCAUAUUUAACCUCUCGUUUAAAUCAUCUAGAUUUACAUACUGGCUAAAUUUGUUCAAUGUCAAUAUUUCUCGCUGCUGUUAAAUAUACAAGCGAUUAAGAAAAUAAUUAAAUUUUGUCUGCUAUUUUGUAAACAAUUAUAUUAUUUUUUUGUGCUAAACUUUGCCAACCUUUUCUAUUUAAUAUUAUAUCAAUUUACUUCAAGAAAUAUAAAACAACAUUCUAUGAUAAAUUUAAAAUCUUAUUUGAAAAACUACAUUUUAAAUAUUGUCUCAGAAACUUAAAUGAAUUAAUAUCUAAGCAAAAAGAAAAAGAAUAAAAGCUUAAAGCUAAUUAUCUAAAAUUAAAAACUCAUUUAUUUUAAACUUCCAAAGCCUAAAUGACUAAUAGAAAGUAUUUAAAGUUAUUAUAAUUAGAAAUCUACUAACAUAAGGAAGUUUAUCUUUUUUUAAUUCUGCUAGAUAAGCUAGAAUUAGCGAGAAUUUUGGAUUAAAUUAGUUUUUUAAACUUGAGACAAACUGA